AUGCGAAAUACUGAUGAGAUAGGUGAAACAGUGGUUUUAGUGUUGCGGCGCAAAAGUGAUGAGGAAGGCACAAAUAAAGAGCUACGUCUGCCGGAACCGUUUAUCAUUGGCUUAUCUGUACAAACGGCAAUAGGAGAAAAAGAUCCCAGAAAAGUAACCGCCUCCCGUGAGGGGCGUGGGUCACGAUAUCUUCUCCGUACCAACUCCAGAAGUAUCGUUGAUAAGCUGAUAAAGCUGACCGAGCUGUCCGAUGGAACCCAAAUCGAAAUUUUCCGUCACCCAACCCUGAACACCAUACAAGGAAUCGUAUACGAACCAGACUCCAUCAGUACCGAUGAGAAAACGAUCGUCGAAAACUUAGCCUCCCAAGGUGUACAUACAGUCCGCCGAAUCAAAAAGCGACUGAACGGUAAGCUAGAGAACACUCCCCUGUUGGUUCUGUCAUUCCAUGGAACCGUGCUACCGGACCACAUCUACUUCGGACUCCUACGACUCCCAGUCAGGGUCUACUAUCCAUCACCGAUGAUCUGUUUCAACUGUGGUACAUACGGACACUCACGAAAAUAUUGCCAACAAGCUGGCAUUUGCUUGCGAUGUUCCCAACCCUCUCACUUGGCCGACGGAGAGCAGUGCAAAAACUUACCUUUUUGCAUGCAUUGCAAGAACGGGCACCAUAUCUCAUCCCGAGAUUGUCCUAAAUAUAAAGAGGAGGACAAAAUUGUGCACAUUAAAGUCGAUCAAUGUAUUUCCUAUAUCGAAGCAAGGCGAAGAUAUAAUGAGGAAAACAGACGUGAAACAAUUGCUCGAAAGAUCCAAGAUCAGUUAAAGCAAGAGGUUGCUACCAAGGACCAAUUGAUUGUAACGCUCCAAAAACAAGUAGCUACUUUGACAAAAGAACUGUCCUCGCUGAAAGCUUCACUCAAACACCGGUCUCAAAGCCAAUCGUCAGUAGUAACACGUCCCGUGAACGACAACCUAUCUCUACAGUCAUCCCAGUCCAUUAUAUCAUCUAAAAACGCCAACACACACGAAUCGAGGAAGAACACGGCUUUUAUCUCACCACCAUCCAGAAGAAAAGAUAACCGAACCCAGGAAUCCAUCAAUAAUAUCCGUACUCGCAGCCGAAGCGGCAAACGACAAUUCGAAGUAUCACCAACAAACUCAAAUGCCACCAGAGGGAAACGAUCUACAACUCAGCAUGUAAAUACCCACAGCGCAUGCAGCUCAGACGAAUGA
Armigeres subalbatus is the source of this 1236-nucleotide messenger RNA. RefSeq lists its product as uncharacterized. NCBI's taxonomy places the organism in Eukaryota, Metazoa, Arthropoda, Insecta, Diptera, Culicidae. The transcript has a single exon. Bases 1 to 1236 code for a protein of 411 amino acids. Gene Ontology annotation, molecular function: nucleic acid binding; zinc ion binding. The record is from RefSeq and is a predicted model, not a curated record.